UCCGCGAUUUAACUUCUUUUUUCAAAGAAAAGGCGAGAAGGGAACUAACCAAGUCCGAAGGCGGCGACAGAGAGAUUUCUGGAUCUAGAUGCGAAGGAGACUGCGAUCCGGAUGCGAGGGUUUCUUUCCUCGGAUUUGCUUGGAUCGCGGAAGGGUUGUAAGCCAUUGUUUAUGAGGUGCUUUGGGGGGAUUUCCGCUUCGAUCCUCGAGUGACUUCUGAACCUAGGUGAUGUGGCUCUAUUCCUCUUCUAGAUUGAAGCCUUAAAGAUUCACAGUCUUUGACAAUCUUAUAAUCUUUAUGCUUUUUGGAGGAUCUGUAUUUGCCCUAGUGUUGUAUAAAUGUCAUUUCGCAGUAUUAUUCGUGAUGUAAGAGAAAGUUUUGGGAGUCUAUCUCAACGUAGUUUCGAGACACGCUUCUCUGGCCAUCAUAGAGGGAAAUCACAGGCUGCUGUACAUCAGGUUCACGACCACCAUCUUGUAGUUCAGGAAAGUUGUUGGGCCAGUCUCCCACCUGAGCUUCUCCAUGAUGUGGUUAAAAGGUUGGAAGAUAGUGAGAGUACCUGGCCUUCUCGUAAGAAUGUAGUGGCUUGUGCAGCUGUUUGCAAGUCAUGGAGGGAAAUGUGUAAAGAAAUUGUUAAGAGACCUGAGUUUUCAGGAAAGCUUACCUUUCCGGUGUCUCUUAAGCAGGCUGGUCCACGAGAUGGUAUCAUCCAGUGCUUCAUAAAAAGAGAUAAAUCUACUCUAACUUACCGUCUUUACCUUUGUCUUAGCCCUGCCGUGCUGGUUGAGAAUGGUAAAUUUCUUUUAUCAGCUAAGAGAGUUCGUCGUGCAACAUGUACAGAGUACAUAAUAUCUACAGAUGCUAGCAAUAUAUCAAGAUCAAGUAACGCUUUUAUUGGAAAACUGAGGUCCAACUUCCUUGGUACUAAGUUUGUGAUCUAUGACACUCAGCCACCAUAUAAUGGAGCAGCUUCCUUCCAACCAGGCAAAACUAGCCGUAGACUUUACUCCAAGAAGAUCUCACCAAAAGUGCCGAGUGGCAGCUACAAUAUAGCCCAAGUGACAUAUGAGCUGAAUGUGCUUGGAACAAGGGGGCCAAGGCGAAUGAAUUGCGUUAUGAACUCAAUUCCUUGCUCAGCCCUUGCCAUUGGCGGUACAGUCCCUGGUCAACCAGAGAAUUUGCUUCCACGUUCUCUGGAGGAUUCUUUUGGAAGCGUGUCAUUUGCCAAAUCAUCUAUCACGGACCAGUCCCUGGAUUUUAGUAGUUCACAUUUCUCAGAUGUCAUGUCUGCAGCAAGAGUGGUAAAUGAUAAUAAAGAUGAUCAGACCAAGGAAAGGCCUCUAGUUCUUCGAAACAAGGCUCCUAGGUGGCAUGAGCAGCUGCAAUGUUGGUGUCUCAAUUUUCGGGGCCGUGUGACCGUGGCCUCCGUAAAAAAUUUUCAGCUUAUUGCUGCUGCACAGCCAGCCGUUGGAUCUCCAGCUCCCGCACAGCCUGCACCACCUGAUCCUGACAAAGUUAUAUUACAAUUUGGAAAAGUUGCAAAGGACAUGUUUACUAUGGAUUAUGCAUAUCCACUGUCAGCCUUCCAGGCUUUUGCCAUUUGCUUGAGUAGCUUCGAUACCAAAUUAGCAUGUGAAUAGAAGGGCUAGGACAGUCUGAAAUCGGACACCCAAAGAGCGCAAGGAUCCCUUGUUGAAUGUAUUGUUCUUGGUCUUGAUGCCAAGCCAGCUUCCAUCAUCUGGUCGGUCAUCUUUGUUUCCUGUCCCAGUUCUGGCAUUGUUAAAAGCAUUUUGCAUCAUGUUCCUCGAGUUCACUUACAGUGACAUUUUGUGGCUAGCCGCCAUUAGAUGUUUUUUCUUGCAACUUUCUUUGAUUGUAAACGGAUAAUUGUAUUGUAUUCACUACUUAAGAAGACGUAAAUUUCUGUUAAGGUAA
This is a messenger RNA of Zingiber officinale, 1936 nucleotides long. RefSeq names its product tubby-like F-box protein 8. Gene Ontology annotation, molecular function: protein binding. The transcript is spliced from 6 exons. The coding region runs from base 340 to 1641 and encodes 433 amino acids. The record is from RefSeq and is a predicted model, not a curated record. NCBI's taxonomy places the organism in Eukaryota, Viridiplantae, Streptophyta, Magnoliopsida, Zingiberales, Zingiberaceae.